This is a messenger RNA of Harpia harpyja (harpy eagle), 755 nucleotides long. Its product is annotated as mucin-3B-like. The record is from RefSeq and is a predicted model, not a curated record. The transcript is spliced from 6 exons. NCBI's taxonomy places the organism in Eukaryota, Metazoa, Chordata, Aves, Accipitriformes, Accipitridae. Bases 39 to 581 code for a protein of 180 amino acids.
UCUGCCUCACCGUGUCGCCCAACCCUGUCAUCAGGAACAUGACGGAGGCAUCUUCCCUGCGUGGGAUCUGCUGGCAGCGAGCACCCGACGAAUACCGGGACUUCUACUACCCGGUGACCACGGAGGGCGUCAUCCAGUGCAUCACCAACUGCACGCCCAACAUGCCGAGCACCAUGGAUUGCCACUACGGCCAGUGCCACAUCACCCGGGCUGGUCCCCAGUGCUUUUGCCAGGAUGAAGCCCUGUACUGGUACACAGAUGCCCAUUGCUCCGGGCGAGUCAGCAAGUUGGCGAUGGGGUUGGGGCUGGUGGCCACCGUGUUGCUCGUCAGCUGCAUCAUCCUCAUCGUGGUGCUGGUCAGGAGACGCCGGAGAAAUGACCUUCAACCCUCCACCGGUGGCAACUGGUAUGAAGACGAUGGCUUGACCUGGCACUCGCCUGAUGGCUUCCUCUACCGCAACAUGGACACCGACAGCACCACAGGCGAGGAGCGUCCACACAACUUCACGCCUUCAUUGGAGCUGGUGGAUACCUCCAUCCCGAUGAAGAUCUCCAGGCCAAAAGUCACAACCCAACUAUGAUCCUGCAUCGGGGACGUCUCGGCUGUCAACAGAAGAAACGCCAAUGGGAAUGAAGAGUAGAGACCCCCACACACACCCCCCCACACCCAACCUCAACCCAACGGGUCUUCUCUCCCAAGGGGAGACCCAAAUCCACCCGGCGUGGCCAGACCACUGGCAUGUGGACCGUGCCAA